AUGGUUGGAAAUCACCUUCUCGACAAGAACUCGGCUGCCGUACGGAAGAACAUCGAGAACCAUGCCUUCAACGAUGAAGGCGGCGACGAGUACGGGGCCAGUCGCUUUGGAGGGUUCGCCGACUACUUCCAAAACAAAAACAUCAAGCUCCAGAACCGCGACGCCCAGUUGCGCUCUUCCGCCAAGGACAAGCCUCAGAUCUUCAAGGGAGUAGUCAUCUAUGUUCUUGGGUACACGCAGCCUUCAUCCAGCGACCUACACGACAUAUUGGUCCAACAUGGCGCUGGCUGGCUCCAGUAUCUCGGUGGGAAGACAAUGGCGACGCACAUCAUUUGCUCGUCUAUACCACCAAAGAAAGCUGCAGAGCUGGCCAACUACCGAGUGGUCAAGCCGGCUUGGGUGGUGGAUUCUGUUGCAGCGGGAAGGAUGUUGUCCUGGACCGAGUACCGGGUCAUCGACGAGGGACCGAAACAGCGCACCAUCAAGUUUGAUGCUGGGAAAAUGUUGAGUAGCCAACCGCGACAACAGACUCCUCAGGGGUACCGAGAGCAAACUGAAAAUAGCUUCUACACCAGCCAGUUGAAGAAGUUCAGCAGCCCGGCACAGCCAAAGACUCCCUCCAAAAUUCCCCCAAUUGUAAACGAUAAAAUCGAGGACUUCGAGGAUGAUAUGUCAGUCGAUCUUUUGCAAGUGCCACCUUCAUCCAAGUCAGAGCCCCUUGCCCUCGCUGAGCCCGACGGGCCAUCAGACGAACAAUUCAAUACUCCUCCGUACCAAGCUCCUCUUGAAGCUGCUCCUGAAGCGCAACCUACUACGCCAGAUAUCGCCGAGCCAGAAAAUUCAGAGCCAGAAAAACCGAAUGAAUUGCAUGCAGCCAAACCAAUCACCUCGGAAGAGCACAACGCUAGGCUACUCGCGGAUCCGAAGAUGAGAAAAGCUUCAACCGCAAAUCCUGACUUUCUUAAACAAUACUACUCUGAAAGUCGUCUGCAUCACCUGUCUACGUGGAAGGCACAGCUAAAGUCUCGUAUGCAAAACCUUGCUGCUGAAGAAGGCCCAGCCAAAAAGUUGGCUAAGCGGCCUGCUGGUUCUCGUCGGUACAUCAUGCACGUCGAUUUUGACAGCUUCUUCUGUGCUGUCUCCCUCAAGAAGGCGCCCGAGUAUCGUGACAAGCCAGCUGUGGUAGCUCAUGGUAAUGGAAAAGGUUCCGAAAUUGCUUCUUGUAAUUACCCAGCCCGCAAAUUCGGCGUCAAGAAUGGCAUGUGGAUGAAGCACGCCCUAGAGCUAUGUCCAGAUCUCAAGAUCCUGCCAUAUGAUUUUCCGGGGUAUGAGGAAGCCAGUCGGCAAUUCUACGAUGCUAUCCUCGGAAUUGGUGGCGUUGUUCAGAGUGUCAGUAUCGAUGAGGCCCUCAUUGAUGUUACUGAUAUCGUCAUGGCUGAAGCUGGGUCCAGCGGCAUUGGCAUCAGCGAAGGAAGCAUCUGGAGGGAACAGGAGAAAGUAGAUCAGAUGGCUUCGAAGCUUCGAGAUCGUAUCAAGGAGCAGACGGAUUGUCAUGUCUCUGUGGGCAUCGGUGCCAACAUCUUGCUGGCCAAGGUUGCCCUUCGCAAAGCCAAGCCAGCUGGACAAUACCAAAUCAAGCCGGAAGAAGCGCUGGAUUUCCUCGGUGAGCUCAACGUAGAGGACCUCCCAGGCGUUGCGCAUAGUAUCGGUGCAAAACUUGAGGAGCUUGGUAUCAAGUUCGUCAAGGACAUACGACAGACCAGCAAGGAGAGACUAAUUUCGGCAUUGGGCCCGAAAACAGGAGAGAAACUGUGGGAGUAUUCCCGGGGUAUCGACCGCACCGAAGUUGGGGAGCAACCCAUCCGAAAGUCGGUGUCGGCCGAGGUGAACUGGGGCAUCCGCUUCGUCAACCAAGAGGAGGCAGAGGAGUUCGUGAGGUCCCUUUCACAGGAACUGGAGCGUCGUCUGUUGAGUGAGGGCGUCAAGGGUAAGCAUCUAACCAUGAAGAUCAUGAGACGAGCGGCCGAUGCUCCUCUUGACCCACCAAAACAUCUCGGUCACGGCAAAUGUGAUACCUUCAACAAGAGUGUGUCCUUUGGCGUUGCGACCAACAGUGAAGAGGUGAUUGGAAAGGAAGCCGUUGCAAUCCUGCGCUCGUACAAGUUCAGCCCGGGCGACCUUCGUGGGUUGGGGAUCCAGAUGACCAAGCUGGAACCUUUUAAGCCGUCUGCUGCACAGCAGGGAAGCCAGAAGAAAUUGAGUUUUGGUGCAGCAGCGAUAUCCUCGGCGAAGAAGCGGAAGGCCGAGGCCAUUGAUGACGAGCCUCAGAGUCCGGCAGAACAUAGGCCUUUUACGGAACGUGAUGAGAAGGAUCCUAUCACCGCUGAUCCGCCCACACCUCGAAAACCGAAGGUUCAUCCAGCAUUGCAUCUCGCAAGGGCUGGUGAGGCAGAUGAGAAGGCCAAAACGCCGCUCAAUGUCAAAGGAACUCAGUUUAUCAUGCCUUCUCAGCUCGACCCAGCUGUGUUGGCUGAGUUACCAGAGGACAUUCGGACUACGAUAGUAAAUCAAAUGAAGGCACAACCCAGUAGGCGCACAGAUUCCACGCCUCCUCAACUGAACAGCAGGAAAGCCCUUCCAACCCAUGCAGAAAUCCCACCCGACAUUGACGUCGACGUGUUCAACGCUCUCCCGCCAUCAAUGCAAGCCGAAGUCCUCGCUUCCUACCGCCGCAACACACCACAAGCAAGUCCAAGCCGCCCGCCGCCGUCUCAAGGGGGUGGUGGCGGACAGACUCUUCUCCCGCAAUCUCCCCGCAAAGACCGAAUCAUCAAUCGCCCCAUCGACCGUCUUCGCACGCCCACCAAGCGCGGCCGCGGCCGUCCCCCAGCCUACUUGAAGGAGAAAGAGCGUGACCUCAAAGCCGGUCUCCGGCAAGCCUCCCUCAUCACUGCAGCCCGCUCACCAGAUCAGGGUCAGGGUCAAGGUCAGGGUCAGGGUGGUCCCAGCGAUUAUUCCCGACAACCUUCGGUCGAAAUCGACCUCCCUCCAUUAGACCCCAAUGUCCUGUCCGAACUCCCUGAAGAGGUCCGGCGGGAGGUAAUUGAGGAGCACGCCCGCCAACGCCGGCAGCUUCAGAGGCAGGCUCAAGAGACAGCCACCGCGGCGCAGCAGCAACAACAAGAAUAUAGUCGGCAUGUCCAUUUGAUCGCCGUAGACAUUGAGUCUGCUAGGCACUACCUCCUCCGCCGUCGACAAGCGGGCAACAACAACAACAUCAACAACAUUAACAACAACACCUCACGAUUCCUAGGUAACCAGCAAAACCCACCAACAAACCAACCUUACCACGAUGACCGGCAAUUCCCAUCACCCAUCGCCGGCGGCGGCGGCGGCCGUUACUACUCUUUCUUUGGCCCCCCACCAAACUGGGGCCGCACAAACCGCGAUCUUCGCAGGAUCCACUGGCCCGGCCCUCCUACCAAGACGACCCUCAAAUCCGCGGCCUUGCCUGCGGGCGGCGGGCAGAUGAAGGUGACGGACGCGGCGGCAGUGAGGAGGAUGAUUCGGGCGUGGUACGUGUCGACAGCGAAGCAAGGGGGCCCAAGUCUGAUCGAUAUGGAGGCGUUGGAAGAAUAUUUGUACAAGGUCAUAACAUUAGAAAGAGACAUGGAGAAGGCUAGGGGGUUGAUUAAGUGGUUGGAGUGGUGUGUUGAGGGAGAGGGAGAGGGGGAGGGGGAGGGGUCUGCUGGUGGGCAUGGCGAUGGAGAUGGAGAUGGGGAUGGGGAUGGAGAUAAAUUGAACAAGGAAGUGGACGACGGAGUGAGGAAAGACUCUGAAGAGAAUGAUGUACAUGGGGAUGAAGACGGUAGUAAUGGUGUUGAAGAUGAUGAUGAUGAUGAUGGGAUACGAGACCAAAUACAAAUAAGCGAAAAGAAAAAAGGCAAGAUGACGGCCAAAGAGAUAUAUACCUGGCCAGAGGCGGUAGAAGCCAUCAAGGCUUCGGUGCAAGAGGCCAUGAAAGAGCGGGGAUUGAAGGAGAUGGAUUUCUCUUGA
Neurospora tetrasperma FGSC 2508 is the source of this 4056-nucleotide messenger RNA. RefSeq lists its product as uncharacterized. Bases 1 to 4056 code for a protein of 1351 amino acids. Gene Ontology annotation, molecular function: deoxycytidyl transferase activity; damaged DNA binding; DNA-directed DNA polymerase activity. The record is from RefSeq and is a predicted model, not a curated record. Gene Ontology annotation, cellular component: nucleus. The transcript has a single exon. Lineage: Eukaryota; Fungi; Ascomycota; Sordariomycetes; Sordariales; Sordariaceae. Gene Ontology annotation, biological process: error-free translesion synthesis; error-prone translesion synthesis.